Cydia fagiglandana is the source of this 1779-nucleotide messenger RNA. RefSeq names its product homeobox protein XHOX-7.1'. The coding region runs from base 342 to 1670 and encodes 442 amino acids. Gene Ontology annotation, molecular function: DNA-binding transcription factor activity, RNA polymerase II-specific; RNA polymerase II transcription regulatory region sequence-specific DNA binding. Lineage: Eukaryota; Metazoa; Arthropoda; Insecta; Lepidoptera; Tortricidae. Gene Ontology annotation, biological process: regulation of transcription by RNA polymerase II. The transcript has 6 exons. The record is from RefSeq and is a predicted model, not a curated record.
CACAAAACACUCCUUUUAAUAUUCGCUGCGAUUCCUCAUCUCUGUUUCACGUCUUAUUUACCUCGAGAAGUUGGGACCCGUGAGCUAUUUUGUUUGAAUUUUGUGAAACAAAACAUGGUGCAAUGCAUAAACUUUAAACGCAAGAUCGACGAGAAGCCAUGGAACAAUAAAACAAACAAAAGCCUAUCUGGCCCGGAGCACUGCCGCGGCGGGCCCCGCCCCCAGCCGGCGCUCGUCCGCCAUUGGUCGCCUGCAGCCGCCCCCGACGCAGGGGCGCUUUUCGCAAUGGGGGCAAACGAGACGCAGCAUCCCUAUAAAGAUUUUACAUCGAUUAUGGGGGUAUGGGAGCAGGCCGUUUCGUUCUGGCCCGUGGGCGGUGGCGUUCGGUCCUCUCGCGCAGUCGCGAACAAUUAAAACGCGCGGGGCGGCCUGUGCGCGGCGACGGCAACGUCACUAUAAUGUGGUUAGUCAGUGAGCGUCGGGGCCGGGCCGACGGCGACGGCACGCAGCACGACGCCCGCAGCUCGCUCGGAGAGCGCUGGUCGAUCAGCCCGCGAGCCGGCCACAGCACGGUGGAGUUCAAGAGUGCGGCGUGCGCGGCGGCCGGGGAGCCGCCCGCGCCGCCUUUGUCAGCGCUGCCGGACCCGCAGCAGUUCAACAUCUUCCCCGCCUUCUUCAGCAGGCAGCUCAACUUUACUGGUGGAGGCGGAUGCGGCCAAGGGUCGAAGAUCAUGGAGGAGUUGCGGCCGAACCUGGUCGGAGGGUUGCUCGGAGUCGGGGGGUUGUUGGAUGAGCACGGGGCGGACGCCAAGUUCCUGCCAGGGGGGGAGAGCAAGUACACACCGGACAAGGGCCGCAAGUGCAGCAACGCGUCGAGCUCGUCGGCGGAGGAGUUCGGCGCGCUGUACGGCGGUGAGCACGCGGCCACGCCGCCCGCGCCGCCGCUCAGCCGCUCGCUACAGGAUCAUACACCUGAAGGCGCUUUCAAAAAGUUAAAACCGGAGCCCGGCGGGAACAAUGGCACGUCAGGAGCGACGUCGGCACUAUCUCCCGCGUUGGGACCCCAACACGCGGGGCACACCCCUACGACGGCGUCGUGUCCUACGCCCGCAAGGAGGCGGCAUCGAACAACAUUUACACAGGAACAAUUAGCAGAAUUAGAAGCAGCAUUCGCGAAAUCACACUACCCAGAUAUUUACUGUAGAGAAGAGCUCGCGCGGACCACGAAGCUGAAUGAAGCGAGGAUACAGGUCUGGUUUCAAAAUCGGCGUGCCAAAUACCGCAAACAAGAGAAGCAACUACAGAAGGCGCUAGCGCCGGCGGUACUACCUGGCUGCAACGGUAUGAUGCGCAACAUUCAGGGCUACCGGGGCUACCAGCCCUACCCGCACCCCAACACCAUCAACCGGUAUCCACAGCACCACGGGAGCUACGAGGAGCUACAAAAGGACAUCUUCUCGCUCUCACAAAUGGGCGGGGGCUCGUACCCCAUGACCCAGGGCUUCUCCAUGGGCCACGGGGCCAACAUGAGCGCCGUCGGCAUGAGGCAAGAUGCCAUGGGCAUGAGCGCAGAAGACGAAUGGUACAACAAGUCGCUAUCGGCCCUGCGGAUGAACAGCGGGCACCACGCGAACCUGGCCGCAGCGCCCAUGCUGCAGUACCAGACCUAAUCGUUGCUCCACGGCGCCGACUAUUCGGCGUCGGCGUCGCCGUACGCGCCUCCUUAGCCUAAAAGGUGAAGCUACGAUAGACGCGACAGUGGCGUUGCGAUUCAACCGC